Messenger RNA from Exophiala oligosperma, 3328 nucleotides. RefSeq lists its product as uncharacterized. The transcript is spliced from 2 exons. The coding region runs from base 51 to 2813 and encodes 920 amino acids. NCBI's taxonomy places the organism in Eukaryota, Fungi, Ascomycota, Eurotiomycetes, Chaetothyriales, Herpotrichiellaceae. The record is from RefSeq and is a predicted model, not a curated record.
CUCAAAGCUCAUCUCGUCGGCGACAGUGAGCUCUUUGAGCUAGUCGCGCGAUGAACCUCACAGGUAGCGGUCGAAUGCCAGUCAUGGCCUGCGUCGUGACCCUCGUUCUAUGCCUCUUCGCUGGUCUCCUCUGCGCUGGUCCGGUUCAGACUGGUACUGAGCUUGUGUCAAAUCUCCCUGAUGCACUCAGUCGAUCUCAUCCCACUAGUUACUUCCCUGAAUCCUUCCGUCCUCACAGUCCCAAUGACCAUCAGUCAACUUCAACUUCGAGAACUCCUGCGGUCUACGGUGGUGUUGAUAAUCCGUAUGGACCAUGUUCUGACUGGCAUGUACCUGCUACCACUCCGGCUGCGUCAAUGCAGUCUCGAGAUCCUGAAAUGGGAAAUGACUAUGCCAUGGUCUGUGGCUCCGACUCACACAAGUUCACCACCAACACUUGUGCAGGAUCCCCAUUUCGCUAUUAUUGCACAGCCAAAGGUUCAUUGACCAAGAAGGGCACUUACAACUCACACUGUGCUGAAGUCUGCCGCUGUGUCAACCUGGCACCCAAGCCCUGUCUCCAUGGUGUUGUAGCUGUUACCUGUUACAUCUCGGCUGAUGGCACAAUCCUGGACUCUAAUCUCGAGACCAUCGGUGACACCAGCACAGCAAUUGAACUCAGCAAUGGCACGUGGCUGCUCGAUUCUGGAUCCCCGUUACAUGGCCUCGAACUACGCGCACUUUCUGGAUCAGAUGUCUCUAAAACAUCAGCUAUGGCCAUCUCAGGUCGAGAUUCGAAUGCUGCAAUGCACGAUUAUGCGCUGGUCUGCGCCGACCGUGGCGGCACACAGAGAUGCAAGGACCGGAGUUACUACUGCAAGUCAAGCGGCAGAGUGGCCUACAGAUUGUCAGAUUACUUCUGUGACACAGUUUGCGAGUGCAAGAACCUGAGAGCACAACCGAAGCCAUGUGCCAACAUCUACGAAGCCGAUCUGCACAAAUUCGUCUGUUUUGACGACAUUGACCCCUUCAUGAAUGCAACUGGUCAAGACACUUCCAGUAAUCUUACCAUCAACAAUAGUGUCCUUAACUUUACGAGUGGUUCUGUCCGACGCGACGUUAACUUGCCAGCACUAACCGACCCCGGUUGUCAUCCUCAAAAUCAGAAGCGCCGACUCUUGCUGUGCCAGAACCAUACGCAAGCUUGCAGCACCGAAUUCGGAUAUUGUUGUCAGACUGGAAGCCUGACUAGUGCUUCUCACAAUCCAAUUUGCAAUGACAUCUGUAAAUGCAUGGACAUGUCUUCCGGCCCCAUACGCUAUUGCACUCAUGGUCCAAACUUCAGCAUUCUGUCCGAGUGCUUUGUUGAUGGCAAUGCUAUUUACAAGAUCGAAGGUGACCUCAUGACUGACUUCCUCGGCAAUUUCACGAAUGCAGUGGUCGGAGCUUGUGCAAAUCUGUGGAUCGGUGAACCUGGCAUGUCACCAUAUCCUCCCAUCGAUGUUCCUCCUCCACAAAUCACCGAUGUAGUGGCCAAGCGAGACGAGGAGGUGGCUGAUAUGGCACAAGACAAAUGGGUCCUCGCCUGCCAGAACAAGGCACACACACAAACCUGCCGAAACAAACUGCACUACUCAUGUGAUGGCGCAAAGGUCGUCACGCAUCAAGAUUGGGACUUUGUCUGUGAAGCUAUUUGCGUUUGCUAUGAUCAGGACCCCGAUCAGAUUUGUGUCCCUCGCCACGCAAUCAGUGGUGUCUGUCCUCCAGGUGUCCUGCAAGACCCCCCUACCGUUGGAUCUGAGAAAGAUGUGUCAAUCAUCACUGAGCGCCAAGAUACAAUGAACAGUGACUCCAUCAGUGUCUCAGAGCGUUCUCUUGAUGACAGUGGGAGGGAUGCACCAUGGUACUUCAUCUGCAUGGCCAAAGACAGCGUCAAUACCACUUUGACAAACUACUGUUUGGCCGAAGGUUACACAUGUCCUCAUAAUGCUCCUCGCCAACCUAAGCCACUACGUCCGGAGCACCAUGACCCGCUGUGCGAAAAACACUCUUCUUGCUCUUGCCGAAAGGCUUAUACACCAUCGCAUGAUGAUGAGGGCGCCAUGAUCCAGCGUGACCUGUUUGCAUCCAACUCCUUGUUUGUCCCAGCACACGUCUCACACGAGGUAAAGAGAGACCUAUCAACUGAUCGCCAAUUUUUCUCCCUGGCUUGUGAAACAGGAAACCAUCUCAACGUUUCCCUAACCAAGUACUGUGCUGAAAAGUCUUAUCACUGUGUCCCUGGUGAGAUACUUUCAGAACUUCAACAUGAUGGUCCUGUCGAUGCUCAGUGCUCUCAGAGCUGUCACUGCCGCACUCCCUUCACCAAGGCUGAGGAUCUCUCUUCUCGUUCCGUCGCUGAAGCUGCUGAACGCAAGUAUUUCUCCAUGGCCUGCAAUAGUGGAAACCAUGUCAACGCAACUCUGACGCAUCACUGUGCUGAAGAGUCGUAUCGAUGUGUCCCUGGAGAAAUGCUCUCGAUUCUACGACAUGAUGGUGCCGGUAAUGCCCAGUGUUCCCAGAACUGCUAUUGCCGCACUCCAUUUGUUGGAGCCGAAGGUCUCUCCCCGCGUUCUGAGCUGGUCGGCGAUGCAGGCUACAGUCUACAUUGUGGCCACCAGGGCGACGAGUUCUACCGCACUGGCUACCAUGUACUUUCCACUCGCUGCCAAGUCCUUUGGGGCUACACUUGCGACGUGGAUGGACAAGUGCACCACGGUGGUACACCGGUCUUCAAAUGCGACGAGACCUGCAGUUGCCACAAGUCCAACGAUACCACCGUUGUUGGAGCUUAGGUUUCUGUGCCAGUGGUCUCGUCCAUUCCUUCCAUGAGGAGUGGCGGUCACGAGUUAGCCACAGGCAGACCUAUGUCACUUGUGCAGAAGAACACAACAAGUUGUGAUUUUCUUUCUUUGCGAAUGGAGAGACAACGGAAUGAUUAGUGAUGCUCUUUUAGUUCUUUCUUUCUCUGAGGUGUGGACAACCAAGGCUCUCUUUCGACGAUAUCCUUGAUUGUGUCCUCAAGGAAAAAGGGGUGUGAUGAUGUUGUUGUUGUUGAGAUCUCGAAUUCGAUUUCGAUUCAAUUCGCUUGCAAGAUAUGAAGGCCUAAAAUCUCGCUCUCUCACCAGGAAAUUGAUUCAUUCAACCGGUUGGAGGAGCGAUGGCCAUCGUACAGGAGCACCCCGAGCUUGCGAUAAACCAACAAAACAAAAUACCAUGAACCCUUGAAAGGUUUUUCGAAGGGGGAAGAGAAUUCCUUUGCAUUGUGUUUCGUGGAACAAAUCAACACAGACAGAAAUUGCAAGAAAAC